GACAAUUCAGGAAGUGCCCAGCAGUCACAGCUAAACAAAAUGCAAUGAAGAUACUAGUAACUUAGCGGACAAAAAACAGUGUCGGUGCGGUAUAGAAGACAAUUAAUUUGGAUGUUGCCGGACUCCGUAACUAAACGAAUGUUACCAACAUGGACAGAGCUGUCAAAAUCGUCCUUUUCUCGGUCAUUUUUUUGGCAUCGCAGAUAAACUGCCAAGAGGCCAUCUUGCACAUCUCAAAUGGAAAUACAGAGAAGGAUUACUGCAUCGUCCACAAUCAUUCCUGGACACCCCUGUCAGAAACCCUUGAUGCUGCCUUGCAGUAUCCACUGGUGAAUUUGACCUCCACCGUGCUGUGUAACACCUCUGGGGUCAAUCCAGAUUUGGUAAAUGGCAAAGCGGUGGUGGUCAUGAGGGGGGACUGUGACUUCAGCCAGAAAGCUCGGGUUGCUCAGAGCCUCAACGCUACAGCUCUACUCAUCGCCAGCAAGAAAGCAUUGGUAGGUCAAUUAGAGUUACACCAAUCUGUAUUUAUUAAAUAGAUUUCAGGUUUUUAU
Messenger RNA from Notothenia coriiceps (black rockcod), 554 nucleotides. Its product is annotated as signal peptide peptidase-like 2A. NCBI's taxonomy places the organism in Eukaryota, Metazoa, Chordata, Actinopteri, Perciformes, Nototheniidae. The coding region runs from base 150 to 539 and encodes 129 amino acids. The record is from RefSeq and is a predicted model, not a curated record. The transcript has 3 exons.